AUGCUUUUCCUUCCAGUUUUGUCAAUUAGUCUGUUAGUACAGGCAGAAGAGCCUCUUUGUAGGCGUCACAGAGAACCAGAAAUGCCCUUGUUCUCCAAGGAUGGAGACAUUACAAUUGGGGGGAUUUUUUCACUGCACGACAACUUUGUGAGUGUCAAACCUACUUUUAAUGACAAACCGGAACCUCUUUAUUGUAAAGGUUUAAAUGUAUACGAGUUUCAAACAGUUGCAGCCAUAAUGUUUUGUCUGGAACAAAUAAAUAAUAAUACUGAUUUACUGCCUGGUGUUUCUUUGGGAUAUAAAAUAUAUGAUUCCUGUAGUUCUAUGCCUGUGGCUAUGAGUGCAGCAAUGGCUUUAGUGAAUGGCAAUGAAGAAACAGUCUAUUUAAACAGAACCUGCAGCAAAACAUCUGCCACUGAUGCUAUUAUAGGACUGUCAGAUUCAUCAACAACAAGAGGUGUAGCUGCAACUAUUGGAUCUUUUCAAAUACCCCUGAUAAGUCACACAGCUACCUGUGCUUGUCUUAGUAACAGAAAGGAGUAUCCAUCCUUUUUCAGGACAAUACCAAGUGAUUUCUUUCAAAGCAGAACUUUAGCUAAACUUGUUAAACACUUUGGUUGGAAAUGGAUUGGAGCCAUAAGAAGUGACAAUGAUUAUGGGAAUGGAGGAAUGGCUACAUUUUUGCAAGAAGCCCAAAAUGAGGGGAUUUGUGUGGACUUUUCGGAAUCCAUUUAUAGGACAUAUCCAAGAGACAAAUUUUUAAAAACUGUAGAUGUUAUUAAAAAAUCUUCAGCAAAGGUUAUUGUGGCCUUUAGCUCCUCUGCUGAUUUAGCAAUUCUCGUAAAGGAGCUCCUGAUUCAGAAUGUUACUGGCUUACAGUGGAUUGGAAGUGAAUCUUGGGUUUCUAGUGUAAACUUAGCCAAACCGGUAAAUUAUAGGGUUCUUGGUGGGGCAAUUGGAUUCAUCAUCAGCAGUGCAGUAAUCCCUGGUUUGAAAGAGUUUUUCUUGAAUAUCAAUCCAAUCAAAUCCCCUGGCUGGAAUGAGCUGUGGGAAAAUAUCUUUAACUGCACCUUUGCUACUCAGGAUAAGGCUGGAAACAUUAAUCCAUGUACAGGAUCUGAAAGUCUUCAAGGUAUAAAUCAUGUCUUUAUGUAUUUAUCCGAAUUGAGGAUUAUCAACAAUGUUUACAAAGCAGUUUAUUCUAUUGCAUAUGCCCUCCAUGAUCUCUUGAUGUGCCAGGAUGGCCAAGGGCCCUUUGCUAAUAAAACAUGCGCUAACCAAAAGAACAUUCAGCCAUGGCAGCUGCUCCAUUAUAUGAAUAAAGUACAUUUUAUAACGAAGAGUGGAGAAAAUGUCUACUUUGAUGAAAAUGGGGAUUCAGUUGCAAGAUAUGAAUUAGUAAACUGGCAGCUGACUGAAGAUGGCACUGUAAAAUACAUCACAGUUGGUCUGUAUGAUGCUUCUUUGCCUGAAGGACAGCAGUUCAAAAUCAACAAUAGCAUUAUUGUUUGGGCUGAAGAAAAACGACAAAUUCCAGUGUCAGUCUGCAGUGAAAGCUGCCAUCCUGGCACACGUAAAGCUGCUCAGAAGGGAAGACCAAACUGCUGCUUUGAUUGCAUACCUUGUGCAGAUGGAGAAAUUAGUAAUACAACAGAUUCUGUUGACUGUCUGAUAUGUCCUGUAGAAUACAAAUCAAAUUAUUUAAGAGACCUCUGCAUUUUAAAGGACACUGAAUUCUUGGCUUAUGAAGAAAUCAUGGGUGAAAUCCUUGCAUUGUUCUCGUUGUUUGGUGCUUGUGUAACUCUGGCUGUUGCUGCAGUAUUUUUUAUUCACAAAGACACCCCUAUAGUCAGAGCAAACAACUCUGAGCUAAGUUUUCUGUUGUUAUUUUCAUUAACUCUUUGUUUCUUGUGUUCUCUCACUUUCAUUGGUCGUCCCACUGACUGGUCUUGCCUGCUACGCCACACAGCCUUUGGAAUCACCUUUGUUCUUUGUAUAUCUUGUGUUUUGGGAAAGACAAUAGUGGUGCUAAUGGCUUUCAGGGCUACACUGCCAGGAAGUAAUGUUAUGAAAUGGUUUGGACCAGCUCAGCAGAGACUCAGUGUUUUUGCCUUUACAUCUGUACAGAUUCUAAUAUGCACUCUUUGGCUAACUAUAAUGCCUCCUUUUCCAUAUAAAAAUCUGAAAUCUUCCACAGAAAAAAUUAUUUUAGAAUGUGACCUGGGAUCUGUGGUUGCAUUUUAUGCUGUACUAGGAUAUAUAGGUUUUCUUUCCAUUAUAUGUUUUGUGCUUGCUUUUUUUGCACGUAAAUUGCCAGACAAUUUUAAUGAAGCUAAAUUCAUCACAUUCAGCAUGCUGAUAUUCUGUGCUGUUUGGAUCACUUUUAUUCCUGCUUAUGUCAGCUCACCUGGAAAAUAUACUGUAGCUGUAGAAAUAUUUGCAAUUUUAGCAUCAAGCUUUGCAUUGCUUUUUUGUAUUUUUAUUCCAAAAUGUUAUAUCAUAUUAUUAAAACCAGAGAAUAAUACAAAGAAACACUUAAUGGGUAAGAAUCCAACAAAAUAA
This is a messenger RNA of Polypterus senegalus (gray bichir), 2562 nucleotides long. Its product is annotated as extracellular calcium-sensing receptor-like. The record is from RefSeq and is a predicted model, not a curated record. Gene Ontology annotation, biological process: G protein-coupled receptor signaling pathway. Gene Ontology annotation, molecular function: G protein-coupled receptor activity. Gene Ontology annotation, cellular component: membrane. The coding region runs from base 1 to 2562 and encodes 853 amino acids. NCBI's taxonomy places the organism in Eukaryota, Metazoa, Chordata, Cladistia, Polypteriformes, Polypteridae. The transcript has 6 exons.